Molecule: messenger RNA, 3167 nt
Organism: Belonocnema kinseyi
Lineage: Eukaryota; Metazoa; Arthropoda; Insecta; Hymenoptera; Cynipidae
Gene: Pep
Product: zinc finger protein on ecdysone puffs
Exons: 10
Coding region: 102-2432 (776 amino acids)
Cellular component (GO): nucleus
Molecular function (GO): zinc ion binding; nucleic acid binding
Source: RefSeq, a predicted model, not a curated record
CGUUCUCCGAUUCGCGUGGGUGUGAACUACUUUUCUCUGAGAGUACCGCCAAGUUGGUGAAAGAAUUUCAUUUGGUUGAGAAGAAUUCAGCUUGCGGAAACAUGUAUAAUCGUGGUGUGAAGAGAGAUGCUUUCGGUAAUCGAAACUUCAACAACCAAAGAAUGGGUGGCGGUGGUGGUGGCGGAAGUGGCGGAGGAAGGAGUGGAAACAUGGGAGGGGGUAUGGGUGGUGGAAUGGGGGGUGGUAAUAUGGGAGGGGGUGUUAACCCUUGGGAAAGCGGAAUGAUGCCCGGAAGAGGAAUUCUCCCAACUCCAAAUAACAAUCUCUCCUUGGCUUCUCCGCAAGCUCAACUCGCCAUUGCCAGCAACCUUCUAUCUAAUAUUUUACGGACUCAGCAAGAGUCUCAGCCACAGGUGCCGUCACUGUUGAGCCUGGGAAACAACUACAGUGGUCCAGGACAAAAUUACAACAAUCAACAAAGCUAUCAACAAGGACGAUACAAUGAUCGUCCAGUGCGUCAAAACAUGAAAAACCAACGACCACAGCCGUAUAACAAGAUGGGCAAUAAUCGAGCCCGUGACGGAGCCACUUCUGGGCGACGCGGCCCAUCCGCACAACACUCUCGUGCAUCCGGCAACCAACGUAUCAAUGGCAGCCAAAAUCAACAUCGCAACGAUAAAUCUUCUAAAGCAAAUGCUGCCUCUAAAAAUCAGGGCGCCAAAAAGGAACAGCAGGGAGAUAAGAGCAAUAAGGCCUCUGAUAAGACAAAAGAAAAGGCAGAAACAUCUGUCGCCGAAAGUCAAGACAACGAGGAGUCUGCUGAAAAUAAGAAGCGUGAUUGGAAUGAAGAACGAAAAGAAGGUGACUCAGCUGUAAAAUCUGAAGAAAGCCAAGAUGAAGCCAAGGAAGCUGAUGCUAAAUCAGAUUCAAAGGAAAAUAAGGAGAAUAAAGACGACGAGAAUAAAGAUGGAGAGAACAAGGACUAUGAGGAUAAGAAGGAUGCCAGUGGAAAACCUCCUGUUAAGAAAUCAGAAGCUAGACACGCAGAAAGUCGAUACGCAGAUGUUCCUAUGAGCCACAUGUUCUGUCAUGUUUGCAAUAAGCACAUGUGGGAUGGAUCGUCAUUUGAAAAUCAUCUUCGUGGACGUGCUCACAAGCUAAUGAUGGAGAAACUCGAUGAAUCUUACAAACUAAAAGUAGAUUUGAUGAGACAUGAUUUGAGAGUCACAGAGGAGCAACGUGAGCUUAGCUUGACUAACUCGAAGCGUCGAGGAAGAAAGGUUGGAAUUGAUUUAAACGUUCGAGAAUAUUGCACCAUGUGUGACUUAAAUUUCUACGGCACAUUAUCGAGUCAUCGUAAGAGCGAGAAACAUCAGCAACUGAAAACUUUCCUUCAUCCGAGAUGUACUGCCUGUGUUAAAGAAUUUCCAUCACGCAUUGAGUACGAUGAACAUUGUCUUACACCUCAGCACAUGAAGAACGCAGUUCAGAACGAGGAACAACGGAAAGGCAACAAGAAGAAAGACAAACUUGCGAAGGGCGAAUCAGAGGUCCGCACGGCCGAAGAUGAAGACAAAGAUGUCGGGACUGAGUCGAAGAACGACAAACCAGAAGAAACGCCAGAAAAUGUGGAUUAUGUUACCGACAUUGACGAGGCCACAAAGGAAAAUAUUACUAAUUUGAAAACACCAUCCUAUAAAUACUGCCGCCAGAAACAAGUUUGUGUUGGAAAAUCUAUGGUGAAAGAAGUACAAGGAUUUUAUUGUGAAAAAUGCCGUCGUUUUAUGCUUUUACCCGAGGACAUGGCUUCUCAUUUACGCACCAUUACUCAUUAUCGAAACUUCGUUCAAGAAGUGAAAGCACUAACAACAGCAGCCACUGCUGAAGCAGAAAAGCUGCAAACGAAAGAAGAAUCUGAUGCUCCUAAUGAUACGUCCGCUACUGAACCGGAAGAAUACGAGGGCAACUGGAAACGACGCAAAGUCGCGCACUCCGAUGAUGAAGAGAAUGCAGAUCAAAAGAAACCCGAAGCCAGCGAAGAUCAAAGCGAAGAAGAUCCGAAAAAAAUCGAAGAAGAAGAUAAGUAUGAUCCAAUAGAAGCAGAAAAUGAGUCUGAGGAAGAAGAGGCCCCUGCAACUGAGGAAGCAAAGGUUGAAGAAGCUGUGGAAGGCGAAGAAGGGGAACAACAAAACGACGAAGAUCCGAAGGCCAAGGAUGACAAAGUUGAAUGGAGCGAGGGAGAAAACGAAUUUGAGUCAGAAGUUGGUAACCUAAUGGACGAUACCAUGGAUGAUAAGGAGGUUGCAGAACAAGACACAUCAACUAAAUCUGACAAAACUGAUACUCCAAAGACAGCAGCAGCUGCAGCAGCUGCUAGAGGACGUCCUAAUCAACGUGCCCGUGGACAAAGAGCGCGAAGAUCUCGUCGAUAAGUUCAUAAUUCUAAAUGAUCUCUUUUUUACUCUCUUGAUGCAAGUCUUUUAUUUGAAAUCAUGCAUGUUUGAUACAGGAAUGUACAAACUUGAAAAGUAUUCGAUAUUUUCAGCAAUUUCAUGUCACGUGUAUUUUGUUUAUAACUCCUGAAUUAAUUGCAAUCACAAUUGUAACUUAGGCAUGUCGUGCAUUGCUUCCGAAGUAGUUAAAACUAGCCUUUGCGGAAGAAUACGAAAUAAAAUUCGUCAUUUAAGACAAUUUGUUUCAGAAUACUUAGUAGUGUUUUUGGAUUGCAAUUUAGUCGGAAGUAUCUUGUCCUUAUAUUUAUAAUAAAAACAUAGCUCUUAACGUAAAGUUUUGUACAUGAUGAUUUGAUUUUUGAAUUUAAAUAACCAAUACAUUUUGCAGCUUGCACUCACUGCGUUUUUAUUUUGUAUAACUUGCAUCUGUUUUUGUCGUGGAUUUCCGCGGAUUUUUAUAUCCACAUAAUCUUCGGCAUUAUAUUUAUCAAAGUAAUGGAAGUCAUACGUAUGUUCCAAUCCAGGAUUCAGUUAGUUUCGCACAUCAUUUAUAGUAUGUAUGUUUUGGUAAAAAUUCGAUAUCGUCUAUGUCUUGCAAGCAAUAAAGAUGGUAUAUUGAUGACAGUUUCCAUUCCAAUAAUGCAUAUUUGUGUUAAUAAUCUUUCAGUAUGUAGUAUUAUACAUAUGUAACGAUAUAAUAAAGCAUCUUACUGA